GAGACCCAGGUGGCUUCUCUGAGAACCAGAGCACUAAGUGGCCUGGCAGCAUGAGACAGAGCUGGGCACCAGAUCUGCUUAUUGUGGGAGCUAUGGUCCUGAUAGAGGGUCUUCAAGCAGCUCAGCGUGCCUGUGGGCAGCGUGGCCCUGGCCCCCCGGAGCCUCAGGAAGGCAACACGUUACCUGGCGAAUGGCCCUGGCAGGCCAGUGUGAGACGACAGGGAGUACAUAUCUGCAGUGGCUCUUUGGUGGCAGAGACCUGGGUCCUCACAGCCGCUCACUGCUUUGAAAAGGUGGCCACAACAGAACUGAGCUCCUGGUCCGUGCUCCUGGGUUCUCUCAAGCAGGAGGGGCUGAGCCUGGGGGCCGAAGAGGUGGGAGUCGCUGCCGUGCAGUUGCCCAAGGCCUAUAACCACUAUACCCAGGGCUCAGACCUGGCCCUGCUCCAGCUGACCCGUCCCGCAGCUCACGCAACCCUCUGCUUGCCCCAGCCCACUCAUCACUUCCCAUUCGGAGCUUCUUGUUGGGCCACUGGCUGGGACCAGAACACCAGCAAUGUUUCCAGGACCCUACGGAACCUGCGCCUUCAACUCAUCAGCCGCCCCACCUGUAACUGUCUCUACAAUCGGUUGCACCAGCGGCUGCUGGCCAAUCCAGCAAGACGUGGGAUGCUCUGUGGGGGUGCACAGCCUGGGGUACAGGGACCCUGCCAGGGAGAUUCUGGGGGACCUGUGAUGUGCCGUGAGCCUGAUGGACACUGGGUCCAGGCUGGGAUCGUUAGCUUCACAUCAAAAUGUGCCCAAGAGGACACUCCUGUGCUGCUGACCGACACGGCUGCUCACAGUUCGUGGCUGCAGGCCCACGCGCAGGGGGCUGCGUUCUUGGUGCAGGACCCAGGAACUGUGGAGAGCAGUGAUGAGAACAGCUGUGUUGCAUGCGGCUCCUUGAGGAGUGGAGGGCCGCAGGCAGGAGCCCUCGCUACAUGGCCCUGGGAUGCCAGACUGAAGCACCGCGGGAAGCUGGCUUGUGGUGGCGCCCUGGUAUCAGAGGAGGUGGUGCUGACUGCUGCUCACUGCUUUAUCGGGCGCCAAACUCUAGAGGAAUGGACUGUGGGACUCGGGGCUGGCCCAGAGGAAUGGGGGCUGAAGCAACUCACCCUGCAUGGGGCCUAUACCCAUCCGGAGGGUGGCUAUGAUGUGGCCCUCUUGCUGCUGACUCAGCCUGUGACACUGGGCCCUGGCCUGAGGCCCCUUUGCUUGCCCUAUGCUGACCACCACCUGCCCGACGGUGAACGUGGCUGGGUUCUUGGGCUGACCCCAAGAGCAGGCAUCAGCUACCCCCAGACAGUACCUGUGACAGUCCUGGGGCCAGUGGCCUGUGGCAGACAACAUGCAGCUCCUGGGAGCACGGCUAUUUCCAUUCUGCCAGGGAUGGUUUGCACCACCGCUGUGGGUGAGCCGCCUCACUGUGAGGGCCUAUCUGGAGCACCACUUGUACACGAGGUCAGGGGCACAUGGUUCCUGGCUGGACUGCACAGCUUUGGAGACAGCUGCCAGGGCCCCGAAAGGCCUGCAGUUUUUGCAGCGCUCUCUGCCUACGAGGACUGGGUCAGCAAUCUAGACUGGCAGGUCUACUUUGCUGAGGAGCCAGAGCCGGAGGCUGAGACUGGAAGCUGCCAGGUCAACUCGAGCCAGCUGGCCAGCUGUUGACUGGUGACUCUCUAGUUUACUCACAGGACGCCAGAAAAGCCAGGCAACUCCCACAUCAACACCCAGUUCUACGCUCCUGACCUUCCCCUCCCUGGCUUGUAGUUCCCAGGCCUGAGGCAGG
This is a messenger RNA of Acomys russatus (golden spiny mouse), 1830 nucleotides long. RefSeq names its product serine protease 53 (gene Prss53). The coding region runs from base 51 to 1709 and encodes 552 amino acids. NCBI's taxonomy places the organism in Eukaryota, Metazoa, Chordata, Mammalia, Rodentia, Muridae. Gene Ontology annotation, biological process: proteolysis. Gene Ontology annotation, molecular function: serine-type endopeptidase activity. The record is from RefSeq and is a predicted model, not a curated record. The transcript is spliced from 11 exons.